This is a messenger RNA of Penicillium samsonianum, 1380 nucleotides long. RefSeq names its product protein phosphatase regulator REG1. Bases 1 to 1380 code for a protein of 459 amino acids. Gene Ontology annotation, biological process: cellular response to glucose starvation; protein catabolic process in the vacuole. NCBI's taxonomy places the organism in Eukaryota, Fungi, Ascomycota, Eurotiomycetes, Eurotiales, Aspergillaceae. The record is from RefSeq and is a predicted model, not a curated record. The transcript has 3 exons.
AUGCAAGAUGACUAUCGCGCGAGGGACUCCUCCCCAGUCGCAUCGAAUCUACCCUCUGUGCUCCCUUCUUCGAACUUUACUCCUGUCCCCGAGCAACUCGCCUACGCGCCCACUCUAAAUAGCCUGUCACCGGAGAACGAACUUAUCCUACCUUCUUACGACACAGAAUCCCUCCACAAUGCCAAAGAACCAGAGGAUGUGAGUGACGCGUCGACAGAAUCACACCCUUCGUGGACGUUACAGGCUCCAUCGGCAGAUGAUACCUUAAUUGAGGAUGAGCCAUCAAGGCAUGUGGACUACCUUUCACAUGACUGGAAGGAGGAGGAUAUCUGGUCCUCCUGGCGUUAUGUGACGAGUCGAAGGAACGAUUAUAACGAUAUCGCCGGAAAGCCUCAAUUGGCUGAAGGACUGCGAUGUCACCUGGCUCUACGGGCCAUUAAAAAGUUCCGUCGAACGUGCAACCUCUCCAUCCCCCCUCCAAGUCGUUUGGAGACACCAAACUCUUAUCUAGACCGAAAGCCAAUCCUGAAGAAGAAGACCGCGUCCGAGGCCAUCCUCCAGCGGUCACUAUCUCAACAUACGUUACUCCAACAUGCCGGGGCCAUUCUCAAGGCGCAAGAAGCUGAGAGCAACUGGGCUCGGCCCCCUUUCCCAAGGUCCAACACGGACUUGGACCACUUGCAUCACCGGACUGGAAGCUCCACCUACUCUCUCGGUGGCACUCUCACUACCUCAUCAUCAUCUGGAAUGACGUCUCCAAGCGAACGGCGCCAUAUCCACUUCAACAAUGAAGUCGUACAAUGCAUCGCGGUUGAAGCCAAGGGCUACGAGGACGAUUGGCCGGCCACCUUUGAAGACGAGUCAUCUUCCGACGGCGGCGUAGUCCUAAUGAGACAAAUCUCCAGCCGGUCGUCCCUGAGCAACCGCAGCACUACACGCAACAGCUUCAGCGGCGAUGGGAAGACCAUCGCCCCUCUCCCCUCAACCACGCUCAAGUAUCGCGGGGAUGCCCCCGAGCCCCAUGCUCAGACGAUCUUUGACCGAUGGUCCACCACCCCCACCCGGACGUUAUCACCAACUCCCUCUGUGGAGACCCUGCGUCCAUCACGGCCAUCAGAGCCCUCGGCCAACUUCCUUUUGGAUGAGUGUGAAGAUCCCAGCCUGGACUUCACGGGCAAUUACCCUGAUCGUGAUCGUGCAUGGUUCAUCGAAGAUGAUCCAGCAUCAGAUCGCCCGCUCCGAUUGACUGCUUCGGGCAUGAUCAUGCCGGAAGGCGAAACCGAGACCCCCAGCAGUAGUAUCUUGGACCGGGUUGUGGACACGGUGAACACAGCUCGAGACAUUGCCCAUGUGAUUUGGAAUGUGGGCUGGCGCCGCUAA